This is a messenger RNA of Eremothecium sinecaudum, 720 nucleotides long. RefSeq names its product TATA-binding protein (gene SPT15). The transcript has a single exon. Bases 1 to 720 code for a protein of 239 amino acids. Gene Ontology annotation, biological process: DNA-templated transcription initiation. Gene Ontology annotation, molecular function: RNA polymerase II general transcription initiation factor activity; DNA binding. NCBI's taxonomy places the organism in Eukaryota, Fungi, Ascomycota, Saccharomycetes, Saccharomycetales, Saccharomycetaceae. The record is from RefSeq and is a predicted model, not a curated record.
AUGUCCGAUGACAAGCGAUUAAAGGAGUUCCAACAGCAAAAUAAGAUCGUUUUCGAUCCUAGUACUAGGUCAGUAUGGGAAACCCAGGAUAAAGACUCGAAAUUAGACAACGCUUUGGGCAGUUCAAAUGAAAAUGAUGACUCGAAAGCUGUAAUUGAUAGAGAUCAAGGUACAACGUCAGGUAUUGUACCAACAUUACAAAAUAUUGUGGCUACAGUCAAUUUGGAUUGUAGACUUGACCUUAAAACAGUUGCUUUGCAUGCUCGUAACGCUGAAUAUAACCCAAAACGGUUUGCUGCUGUUAUUAUGCGUAUAAGAGAACCUAAAACAACAGCUUUAAUUUUUGCAUCCGGUAAGAUGGUUGUAACGGGUGCUAAAAGUGAGGAUGAUUCUAAAUUGGCGAGUCGGAAAUAUGCAAGAAUCAUUCAGAAAAUUGGCUUCAGUGCCAAGUUUACCGACUUUAAGAUCCAAAAUAUUGUGGGAUCAUGUGAUGUUAAGUUUCCUAUCCGUCUAGAGGGUUUGGCUUUCAGUCACGGCACUUUCUCCUCAUAUGAGCCGGAGUUAUUCCCUGGUUUGAUUUAUAGAAUGGUGAAGCCUAAGAUCGUUUUAUUGAUUUUUGUUUCUGGGAAGAUUGUGUUGACUGGUGCAAAACAAAGGGAGGAGAUUUACCAAGCCUUUGAAGCUAUCUAUCCGGUGUUAUGUGAAUUCCGGAAGCUAUAA